AAGAGACGGGGGGCUAGUUUGACAUAUGGGGAUUAUACCUGCUAUAAUGUUGAGCAAGUACAGUAUACAGAUUUACCAUCCACGCUUUUGUGGUUCAGGAAGUAACGGGCUAGAGUGAAACAGAACUUUCUCCAACAAAAGAGGAGAACGAGCAACAACGUCAAUUACUGGACGCUGUUUUCAAGAAGCCUCGAGUUGGGUUACACAGAGCAGACGUCUUCCCCCUGAGCAGCAGGAGUGGAACUCCAGUAUGGAGCACAUUAAAGAAGAAGAAGAGGAGGAUGUGCAUCCACAACCCCUCAACAUUAAAGAGGAAGAGGGGGAAUCGCAGCCCCCCCACGUUAAAGAGGAAAAGGAGGAGUCGCAGCUCCCCUUCAUUAAAGAGGAGCAGGAAGAUCACAGCAUCAGUCAGGAGGGAGAGCAUCUUGAAGGACUGGAGGAGUUCUCAGUGAUUGGCGUCUCUGUGAAGAGUGAAGAUGAUGAAGGUGAAAGUGAGGAGGAGAGAGAGGUGGAGCCUCCAAGCAGCAGCUCAACUCAACACAUGACAACAGAAGCUGAUGGAGACCACUGUGGAGGAUCACAAGCACACAACCUCUUAGCUCCACUAUCAGAUAGUGACGACACAACGUCACACUCUCCUGACACUGAUGACGAAGACUUCGAAGCUGACAUGACAUGUCACACUGACAACACACACUGGAAAUGCUCACAUUGUGACAAAACUUUGGCUAGCAAGGGAAAUCUGAAAAUGCACAUGAGAUAUCACUCAGGUGAGAAACCUUUCGCCUGCUCGGUUUGCGGGAAAAGGUUCGUUGCUAAGUCAUUUUUGAAAUCACACAUAGUCAUGCACACUGGAGAGAAACCUUUUCCUUGCACGGUGUGCGGUAAAAGAUUCUCUCGGCAGUAUUAUUUGAAACUUCACACAAGUGUACACACUGGACAGAAACCUUUUCCUUGCUCGGUGUGUGGCAAAAAAUUUGUUCAACAAAGUAAUUUAAAAACACACACGAGAAUACACACUGGAGAGAAACCUUUUUCUUGCACGGUGUGUGGUAAAAGAUUUGUUCAACAAGGUAAUUUAAAAACACACAUGAGAAUACACACUGGAGAGAAAACUUUUCCUUGCACGGUGUGUGGUAAAAGAUUCUCUCGGCGGUCAAAAUUGAACGUACACACAAGAAUACACACUGGGGAGAAACCUUUUCUUUGCACGUUGUGCGGUAAAAGAUUCAAUGAAAAAGGUGGUUUAAAAAAACACACAAGAGUACACGCUGGAGAGAAACCAUUUCCUUGCGCUGUGUGCGGUAAAACGUUUUCCCAGCAGUCGCAUUUGAAAGUUCACACUAGAGUACACACUGGAGAGAAACCUUUCCCUUGCAUGGUGUGUGGUAAAAGAUUUGAUAAUCAAAGUGCUUUAAAAAAACACACAACAAUACACACCGGAGAGAAACCUAUUCCUUGCAUGAUGUGUGGUAAAAGAUUCGAUAAUCAAAGUACUUUAAAAAAGCACACAAGAAUACACACUGGAGAAAAACCAUUUGCUUGCACGGUGUGUGGUAAAACGUUCACUCAGGAGUCACAAGUGAAAGAACACACAAGAAUACACACUGGAGAGAAACCUUUUUCCUGUGCGGUUUGUGGUAAAAGAUUCUCUAAGAAGAUAUCCUUGAUAGGACACACAAGAACACACACGUGAGAAAAAACCUUUACUUGUUCAGUGUGUGGUCAGCGAUUCACAAAUAGUACAAACUUGACUGAACACAGAAGAAUCCACACUGGAGAGUAGCUUAAACUUUUUUGAAAGGACGCAUCCAGCUGGAUUACGGAGAACACACGAGGGGAAGUACGAGUAAGCAAGACAGUACUACUCUUUAAAAAAAGUAAAGUUGUGCAAAAGAAUGACUUUUAAUGUUGCUCACAGACAUGAUGAUGAGAUGUUUGCAGUGUUUGUUUCAUUUAUCACAUGUAUGAAAACACUUUUCUUCUUUAAUAAACACACAAAAGGGGUUCACAUGGGUUUGA
Dunckerocampus dactyliophorus (ringed pipefish) is the source of this 2022-nucleotide messenger RNA. RefSeq names its product gastrula zinc finger protein XlCGF8.2DB-like. Gene Ontology annotation, cellular component: nucleus. Gene Ontology annotation, molecular function: DNA-binding transcription factor activity, RNA polymerase II-specific; RNA polymerase II cis-regulatory region sequence-specific DNA binding. The coding region runs from base 251 to 1696 and encodes 481 amino acids. Gene Ontology annotation, biological process: regulation of transcription by RNA polymerase II. The record is from RefSeq and is a predicted model, not a curated record. NCBI's taxonomy places the organism in Eukaryota, Metazoa, Chordata, Actinopteri, Syngnathiformes, Syngnathidae. The transcript has 2 exons.